Cydia strobilella is the source of this 2326-nucleotide messenger RNA. RefSeq lists its product as uncharacterized. Gene Ontology annotation, molecular function: structural constituent of chitin-based larval cuticle. The transcript has 11 exons. The coding region runs from base 122 to 2305 and encodes 727 amino acids. The record is from RefSeq and is a predicted model, not a curated record. Gene Ontology annotation, cellular component: chitin-based extracellular matrix. Lineage: Eukaryota; Metazoa; Arthropoda; Insecta; Lepidoptera; Tortricidae.
AUGAGACGAACUAGACAAGAGGAUCGUCUAUUUAAAAUAAGAUAAGAUAAAAUGGUAUAAAUAGGCUUUCGUCUUUGAAAUAGCACAUUCAGGGAGUUAAACCCCGUGUGUAACAACGAAAAUGCGCGGGUUCUUCGUUGUUUGUUUAUGCUUGGGCGCGGCCCUUGCUGCUGAGUUCCCUGGAAAGUUCCAGGUUAAUUCAAAUGCCCGCCGUUUCAAUAGCGGCGUGAGCGCCUCGGCGUCGGGUGCCUACAAUGAUAAUUCCGGGCGCUACCGCGGCGACGUCAACUCUGGACGCUACGUCGACAACUCUGGACGCUACGACCCUGCGGCCGACAACUUGGGCCGUUACGUGCCCGAUGAUCUUGGCAAAUACAAUGGUGACCGAGGAGACCGCGGUGGCGCCGGCGGUUUCUACACCGGCUCCAGCGACCGCGGCGCUCCCGGAGGCUUCUACAAGGGCUCGAGCGACCGUGGCGGUUCCGGUCGCCAGUACACCGGUGACAACUACAACGGAUUCGGUGCUGGUCGUGCCGGUGGCGCUGGUGGUGCCGGUGGUGCUGGUGGUGUUGGUGGUGUCGGUGGCGUCGCUGGUGUCGGCCGGAGCGGCAAGGCUGGCUCCACCUUCGGUUCCGGUGUCGGUGUAAGCGGCGUUGGGGUAUCCAGCAGCGGCAACGCCGGCAACUAUGACUACAAAUACGGCAUCAUCCGGCAAGAGGGAGAAGUCGAACCCGAUGGCUACCACUACCUGUACGAGACCGAGAACAAAAUCCUUGCCGAAGAGGCCGGUAAACUUGAGAAGAUCGACAACCAAGACGAUGCUAUAACUGUCAAGGGAUUCUAUGAGUUCGUCGCCCCUGAUGGCAUUACCUACAGAGUCGACUACACCGCUGAUGAGAACGGCUUCCAUCCCUCAGGCGCCCACAUUCCCAAACAAGGUCUGUAUCCCGAAGACGACGGAGACUACAGAUAUAUACACCAGGAGGGUCCAAACGGAGGGUUUGGGGGCAAUGGUGGAUUCGGAGGGAACGGGGGCUAUGGAGGCAACGGAGGAUUUGGAGGAAAUGGAUACGGAGGAGGAGACGGACAUGGAAAUGGGUAUGGAAAUGGAGAUAGGUACGGCGACGAAAACGGUGUAGAUGAUUCGUCAUAUAAGCCAAAUAAAAUCGAUUAUGGGAAAAAGAUCUACGCAGAGCGAUACCCUCAUCUCCACAAGAUAAUUGAAGCGCUGGUUAACCAGUACGUGUCUCCGGACUACAUCGGUUUCGGAGAUGAGUCGCAGGGCAGCUCGGCGCACUACAACAAGGUGUACGACAAUAAGGAGGUGGCUGUCAAGUGCCACUACCUCUCCCCUACGGAGCAGGCAAAUGCUUCAGAGUUCGUUACGCAGUACCCACCACGCUUAAAUUCUUUGAUGCCUGGAGAUACACCGGGGUCCUUCUACAGCUUCAAAGGCACGAAGGUCCUCAGCGCAGUCACCAACUAUCGCCCAUGCAAGCUUAAUCUGGAGUACGAAGUAUUGAACCGAUUAUCGUUUAAACUGUAUCAUUCGAGUUAUUUCGCUCGAUUCAAGCGUUCUUUUGAUAAAAUGAAGCUGAUUUUGUCCCUCGUGGUGGUAGCUCUACUCGGCCUCAGUAUAGCUGAGGACGAUGGCCAGUACAAUCCAGGGCUAUACGGGGAUGACGGCAGGUACCGCCCGGGCGACGAGGGCCGGUACUAUGGAUCGUCUGACGCCAAGUACCGUGUGUACACAGCUUUAGAUAAUAGGUACAGGAGCCUGUUCGGAAGGAAUGGCAAAUACGGUUCGAUCUACAGCGCGUACCAGCCAGUGUAUGUGAAGGCGUACAAUCCGUACUACCAACCGCUGCUCACACCUUACGUCAACUAUGGAGACCAAAAUGGACUCGAAGUAGAACCCUUCGCUUCAUCCCAAGCAACGGUGACCGAUCGCCCAUCAGUCGUGCCUGUCCUGCCAUCAGCUCGGCCCUUCGUCUAUUCAGUGAAACCUAGCCCUUUAGCUUCCUACACACCCGUGGUCUACUCAAGGUCAGGCUACGAGCCCAGCGCAAAAAUCCUCAGGCAAGAAAAUGAUGUCGAUGUGGACGGAUACCAUUAUCUAUUCGAAACCGAAAACGGUAUCGCGGCUGAAGAAGCAGGGAAGGUCGAGCCAGAUGUAAACGGUGGAGGCACUAGAGCUAAGGGAUUCUAUGAAUACAUUGGGGAUGAUGGCGUCAAGUACCGCGUGGAUUACACGGCUGAUGAAAAUGGCUUCCAACCGGCUGGUGCUCAUUUGCCUAAAGCUUGAAUUUUAGUUAUCAGUGUUCCC